This is a messenger RNA of Centruroides sculpturatus (bark scorpion), 975 nucleotides long. RefSeq lists its product as uncharacterized. The transcript has a single exon. The record is from RefSeq and is a predicted model, not a curated record. NCBI's taxonomy places the organism in Eukaryota, Metazoa, Arthropoda, Arachnida, Scorpiones, Buthidae. The annotation marks the transcript as partial.
UUUGACGAACUGUGCUUUGGUUUUGUGAGUACGCUGGACAUUUACGGACAUUUGUGUUUUGUGAAAAUUCGACGUUGGAGAGUCCGAAUACAUCGGCAUUCCGGAAGGACUUCGACUUACGUUUCGGCAAACCGUGAGUAGUUUUAAAAUUCUACUUUUAAGAUGGCGACGCUCGUAGAAAUUAUCGGCGAAACACUAAAGUCGGCCUCGACAAGUUCAAUAAGAUUGUUGCAUCAACUUGUAUUCGAAGAGGUUGGAGAUAGGAAUAACAGAAAAAGAUUGAGAACCUUUGGUGGGUUCAAUUUUCCAUCCAAAGAGGACGAAAAUCUAAAAAAGAAAGUGCAAUAUAUUAACGAGAACUUCCGAUUAAACGACUUAGUUGUUUUGUGCAACUUAUUAAAUGUUCAGUAUGAUGGUACUAAAGACGAAAUCGUCGAAAGGCUUGUUCUUUCUCUUUCUGAUUUAAAAUCAUUACAAUCAAAUCUGAUCUUGGCAGACGUUGAUACCGAAGACGAAGAUGCAUUAGAAGUUCAAACUGUUACCGAUGAUCCGCCUAGCAAUAAUUGUCUGCGUGUUUCGGAUAUGACUAAACUUUCCAUUAACUUUCAUGACGUGAAAAACGUAAUCAAACCUUUCGAUGGUAGUGAAUAUUGUUCUAUCGAUAAAUGGCUGGUUGCAUUCGAAGACUUUGCUAAAAUGAUGACUUGGUCUGAUUUACAUAAAUUUAUAUUUGCAAAACAAUCCUUAACAGGGUUAGCGAAAUUAUUUGUUGAAAGUCAAAGCGGUAUUAAUUCCUGGGAUAAAUUGAAAUCGGAAUUAAAAGCGGAAUUUGGCAGUAAAUAUAACUCAGCGCGAUUGCACGGUAUGUUGGCUAAACGCCAAAUGCUCCCCAAUGAAUCCGUGCAAGAAUAUUUCUUUAAAAUGCAAGAACUCGCUAGUCAUGGAAAAAUUGAGCCUGACGGGUUGAUCGAAUAU